This is a messenger RNA of Drosophila sulfurigaster albostrigata, 427 nucleotides long. RefSeq lists its product as uncharacterized. Bases 46 to 408 code for a protein of 120 amino acids. The transcript is spliced from 2 exons. Lineage: Eukaryota; Metazoa; Arthropoda; Insecta; Diptera; Drosophilidae. The record is from RefSeq and is a predicted model, not a curated record.
CAAAUACUAUAUUUUAUUAGCGAACGGGAUUGAGUAAUUCACAAGAUGGAUAGUGAAAUUAUAAGUGUCAAAAUUUCGCGCAGUGUAAAAGACACCGCUAAUAAUGACAAUCACGCAUUAGAUAACCAUAAGCGGCGGGAAAUACACAGUCGCAAAAAAAUUAAUGAUGGAAAGUUAGAAGAGGUGCUGGAGUUUAUGAGAAAAUCAUUGAUGGAUGGGCAGAUGAGGAUGGACUGUACUGGGAUCAAUGAUUUACAGCUUUAUGAAAACUAUGAAAGUUCUUCUCCUUCUCGUGAUGUUAGUAUACAAAGUAGAACUGAUUGGAAGAAGAAGCUGAUUAUUGCUGCAAUCCUGUUCGCUCUACUAUUGGUCGUCAUUUUGAUAGCACUGUUUCAAUUCAGAAAUUAAGCGUUGUGACAUGCUACCU